AUGACUGCUCCUGCCCCUGUCCGGAAGCUCGAGUUCGGCUCUCGCAACACCACCGGCACAUGGACUCCCUUUGACUGGGAAGAUCCCCUCCAUGGCCCCCAGUCAAAGGGCGAGGUCGUGACCAUCCGCACCGGAGGAACCACGGGCGGCACGGUGGCAUCGGGUCUAUGGCGGACGGGCGCCGGCAUCGCGGGCUGCAACGACGACGGCACCUGCGACAUCGAGUACUCGGCGCCCCUGGGCGACGAGACCAUGGUGCUGCUGGAGGGGUCGGCCGAGGUCCUGGAGACGAAGUCGGGCAAGAAGCACCAUUUCAAGGCGGGGGACAUCCUGGCCCACCCCAAGCACGUCGACCUGAAGUGGCACGUCAACGGGCCGUUCCUGAAGAAGUUCUGGACCAUCUGGGACGCGCCCAUCGAGGGCACCAAGAGCGACAGCCUGUUCGUCGGCAACAUCAACGACAACCCCGCCGACUGGACGCCUUUCACGUGGGACGAGCCAGGCAAGGGCUCCCAGACCGCGGGCGAGCUGACACUGGUCCGCAAGACUGGUUCCACGGGCGCCCUGCAAGUCGGCCUCUGGCGAAGCGGGCGUGGGCUGCCAGGCGCCGCUCCCGAUGGGUCGGUGACGUUCGAGUACAGCGCCCCUCUUGGAGAUGAGGCCGUCCUGGUCGUGGAAGGGGAGAUCAGGAUUGUGGAGCACGAGAGUGGGAAGACGCAUCACUUCAAGGGCGGGGACAUCUUCGCGCUGCCCUCGGGCCUGAAGGUCACGUGGACUUCUGAGGCGCCGUUUGUGAAGUUGUUCUUCGUCAUCACCAACGGUCAGAAGAGCGGUUAG
This is a messenger RNA of Diaporthe citri, 837 nucleotides long. RefSeq lists its product as uncharacterized. Lineage: Eukaryota; Fungi; Ascomycota; Sordariomycetes; Diaporthales; Diaporthaceae. The coding region runs from base 1 to 837 and encodes 278 amino acids. The record is from RefSeq and is a predicted model, not a curated record. The transcript has a single exon.